Messenger RNA from Microbotryum saponariae, 2191 nucleotides. Lineage: Eukaryota; Fungi; Basidiomycota; Microbotryomycetes; Microbotryales; Microbotryaceae. The record is from the annotation of a GenBank genome assembly.
AUGACGAGCAACCCUUACACGGCGAUGAUCGAGUCUCUCCACGCCCAGGUAUACCGCACCCCAAGUCCAGGCUUCGAAGCCCGCAUGAUCGUGUUGUCGGUCAUCAACGUCCUGUGAGUGAGGUUUCGUUGAUUCAUGUGCUCCUCGCUCACGUCUCAGCUCUCACCAAGGGAGGAUGCGCUUUCCUGAUACUCUCGUUUUCACCCCACAGGCUCGUUCUCAGCAGCCUAGUGUAUCUCGUCCUCACGCAAUACGAGCGGACCAAGGCCGUAAAUGCCGGCGGCGAGGAGUCGUACCGGAUGAAGCAGCGAACAUUCUGGGUUUUUCGAAGGGCGCGUCCUUAUUGGCACGCAAAAGAGCAUGUUAGCAAAAUGAUGAAGAAGAAUGCAUUCUUUGUUGGGCCACUCGAGAGAAAAGGUUGAUCGGCUGUCCGACAAAACCCCGCUCGUCAUCCCGAAUCACAGGACGGUCGGAAUUUUCUUCCUCCUCAUGGUCGGCAUAUCCUCGAUCGGUCUAUGCAUCGACUCGGUCCGGGUCUGGAUCUAUCAACACAGCAUGAAGAGCAGUUUCGCAUGGAGAGCGUUCAGCAUGACACCGAUGUUGUGAGUGUGCACGCUCUCCGCAACCUAUGCCUCUUCAGCACUACGGUCGAAAAGAGCUCGUGCUCUCCCUCUUCGCAGCGAGCUGACUCUAUGACUUGCCGGUUGUGAACCGGGCAGUGAGCAUGGCUGGAUCCUUGUAUGGGCCAAUCUUACAACAUUCCUUAUGACGACGGAUCAAGCACUGAGCGUGACAGUUCCGUCCUGGCUUGUCAACGCCUUCUUCAUUUCGGUCUUUAUCGCUGGCGGUACGAUGGGCAUAACCGCGAAUGCAUACUAUACACACAAAGGUGCUCAGUUCUGGAACGCCUACGUCGCCCUGAUCACUCAGCUCAAAUCGAACGAGGCAGCUUAUCCAGACCUGCCCUCGGUAGCUUCCGGCUCGGCCGUGGAACAAGUCGCCGCAGUCCAGGCGGCCUACAUCGCAUAUUGGAAGUCGGGGGCCUAUACCUAUGGACCUUGUGUAAUCAUGGCCGUGGCGAUCCUCAUUGUGGUGCGUUGCUUUCUUCAAGGGUUAGGCCCGUGACCUGUGACUGACCGGCGGGCCUGACCCCGCUUCCUCCCCCUCGCCAGAACGUGGCCGGCCUGUCUCUCUGCCGAGUCAUGCAAAGGCAAAUUGACUUCAACAAGGACCAGCUAUUGGCAGCAAUUUCGCCAGGAUCUCGAAUCGAAGGGCCUGCACAGAUUGCCUUGGAACCUCACGUCGAUGCAGCCGAAUCGCCCCCACGGAACCUGGACAAGAUGACGAGGUGGAUCGACAUGGCUACCUUCAACCCGAGCAAGAGUUCUCUCAAGGCUUCGGACCUUCGCAAGAUGUGCAUGGGUCGUGCCAACACCCAUCAGCGGGAGAAGGCUCGUACCAUCAUCGUCCUCGCCCGAGCGGGUUUGGAGCUGAUGCUGGUGAGUGCCGGGCACCAGCGGGCACCCGAAUGAUGCUUCAUCUGAGGAGCGGGCGCGCGGCGUAAGCGUGAAUCUGACGACCUGAACACGCUCCUGCACAGUUCUCGAUGUGUGCCGCAUCGCUUUCGUUUGGGGUCGUCGGAACAUUGAUGUACCUCGCGAUCGUCUCAAAUACCCUCGCGAUCGUGAACGGCCCUUGGGGCAUCUUCGAAUCAUCGGUCUACUUCGGAACCUGGUCGUACCCGUCUCUGCUCCUCCUCGUUCUGAGCAUCCUGAUCUAUCAGGCGUACCGGUACCGUCAGCCACAGGGGUCGGCCCGUUUGACCCGAGUCGCUGCGGGCCAGAUCAGCACCUCGGGCGUCAUUUCGACGAGCAGUGUCCGUGGCGCAAAAGAGGCGGACGAUCGCCAUUCUUUCUUCGUUACUGCGACCCAGCUAUCUGCUCCCAGUGCCUCGCAGCCGGUGGGCAGCACGGACCGUCGUCCAUGGACCGACAGCGCCGGUCCGAGGAGGAAAGAAUCCGGUAUUUCGAGGCCCUUCCCAAAUUUGUGGCCGAGAGCAAAGACAUCUACAAGAUGCAGCAAAUCCAGAGUUUUGGAAGUAAAGCUCGUCGUGGAUCGAGUGGUCAAGGAGGAGAGCGAAAAUAUCGCUCUGAAAUCACCGCCGGCCGAACAGAGUUUCCAGCAAUACUAG